This is a messenger RNA of Laetiporus sulphureus 93-53, 618 nucleotides long. Its product is annotated as ribosomal protein L30p/L7e. Gene Ontology annotation, molecular function: RNA binding; structural constituent of ribosome. NCBI's taxonomy places the organism in Eukaryota, Fungi, Basidiomycota, Agaricomycetes, Polyporales, Laetiporaceae. The transcript has 6 exons. Gene Ontology annotation, cellular component: cytosolic large ribosomal subunit. Gene Ontology annotation, biological process: maturation of LSU-rRNA from tricistronic rRNA transcript (SSU-rRNA, 5.8S rRNA, LSU-rRNA). The coding region runs from base 1 to 618 and encodes 205 amino acids. The record is from RefSeq and is a predicted model, not a curated record.
AUGCGCGUGCUCACCUUGCGGGCAGCUGCCGCAGCCGCAGCCGCAAGCCUUUCCUGUUGGGCCUUUCGUUCUGCUCGCGCUUCUGGAGGAACUCUCUUGAGGAGAGCAGCCAAGGCCAAACGCAAGGUCAUUUUCCAGCGCGCUGAACAGUAUGUGAAGGAGUGUGUUGCCAAGGAGAAGGAGGAGAUCCGUCUGAAGCGGGCGGCGCGUGCUGCGGGUGACUUUUAUGUCCCCGCCGAGGCAAAGGUCUACUUCGUCAUCCGUAUCCGGGGGUGUAUUGUGCCGAAGCGCCGCACAAUCUUGCAGCUUCUCCGUCUGCUUCAGAUCAACAAUGGUACGACUGAGCAGAUACUUCGUCUCGUUGAGCCUUACAUGGCAUAUGAUGAGCCAAACCUGAAGUCUGUCCGCGAGUUGAUCUACAAGCGCGGCUAUGGCAAAAUCAACAAGCAGCGCAUUCCUCUGACCAACAACGCUGCUAUUGAGGAGGCGCUUCGCAAGUUCAGCAUUCUUUCGGUAGAGGAUCUUAUCCACGAGAUAUCUAGAGCAGGUCCCAACUACAAGCAGGGUGGCGACUUCGGCAACCGCGAGGAGAACAAGCUCAUUAGGCAAAUGAACUGA